GCCCUUUCCGCCUCCCGCGCCGCCGCCGCUUCCGUGCGGGUGAUGGGGAGACUGCGGGGGCCGCGGCCGCCGCCGCCGGAGGGAGGGAGGGCGCCCAGGAGCCGCCAUCGUCCCGGGGCCGGGCGCUGCGGCACUGCCACUUAGCGCUGGUCAAUUUUAUUGGUGGAUAGAGAAGGAUGAUGGCAGGCAAUAACCAGCUUUGCAUUCGACGUUGGACGACCAAGAACGUGGCCAAGUGGCUGAAGGAAGAAGGCUUCUGUGAAUAUGUGGAUAUUUUGUGCAAUAGACACAGGCUAGAUGGAAUUACAUUGCUGACACUUACAGAAUACGAUUUACGAUCCCCUCCAUUGGAAAUCAAAGUCCUGGGGGAUAUCAAAAGGCUAAUGUUGUCCAUACGCAAGCUACAGAAACAACAUAUCGAUGUCCUAGAAGAGCUGGGUUACAACAGCGAUAGUCACAUUGGCACAGCGUGCACUACUGUUGGUUCGCUGCAGGGUGCAGAUUGGUUUUGUAAUGGUGAAGUACCUCGGGACUAUGAUGGGCCAAUUACUGACUUGAAUGGUGAUCAAUAUCAAUAUGCAAAUGGCAAAAACAAACACUCCACGAGGAGACUGGACCCAGAGUACUGGAAAACAGUUUUGAGUUGUGUAUAUGUCUUCAUAGUGUUCGGCUUUACAUCAUUUGUUAUGGUUAUAGUACACGAACGAGUACCUGACAUGCAAACGUAUCCACCUCUACCAGACAUAUUUCUAGAUAGUGUCCCAAGGAUACCAUGGGCUUUUGCUAUGACUGAAGUAUGUGGUGUAAUUCUUUGCUACAUUUGGCUAUUGGUUCUUCUGCUUCACAAACACAGAUCUAUACUUCUGCGAAGGCUGUGCAGCCUCAUGGGGACAGUAUUCUUACUGCGUUGCGUUACAAUGUUUGUUACCUCACUUUCUGUGCCAGGCCAGCACUUGCAGUGUACUGGAAAGUUGUACGGCAAUGUUUGGGCAAAACUCCAACGGGCAUUUGCAAUAUGGAGUGGCUUUGGAAUGACUCUGACUGGAGUACAUACGUGUGGCGAUUAUAUGUUCAGUGGCCACACUGUUGUCCUGACCAUGCUCAACUUCUUUGUCACAGAAUAUACGCCAAGGAGCUGGAACUUCUUGCACACCUUAUCCUGGGUCCUGAACCUCUUUGGAAUCUUCUUCAUUUUGGCUGCACAUGAACAUUACUCUAUUGAUGUCUUCAUUGCCUUUUACAUCACUACAAGACUCUUUUUAUAUUACCACACAUUGGCUAAUACUAGAGCAUAUCAGCAGAGUAGAAGAGCAAGGAUCUGGUUUCCAAUGUUUUCUUUUUUUGAAUGCAAUGUUAAUGGUACUGUUCCCAAUGAGUACUGCUGGCCAUUCUCAAAACCUACGAUAAUGAAAAGACUGAUUGGCUGAAGAGUGUGAAUGUCAGUUCAGAUUUUUAUGCACUGUUAUGACUAAGACCCUACAAGGCUAGCUGGAGGGGACAUGAAGUAACAGUUUUCACUCCAUGGCCACUGCCUCCUUGUCUUGCUUCUUAGAUUCUUAGCCAUAGAAUGGGGUUGCCACACUCUGCAGGGAUGUGUUUUGUUCCUGUUUUAAUGGAAGACAACAUGGGGACUGGUAGAGGCAAUCAGUGAAUCAUAACUACAAACCAGAAUAGUAACGUUCUGUGUGAAUGUUUAAGUAACUUCAAGUCACUUCAAAUGUGUGCUUGUACUGAAUAUAAUAUACCCUUUGCAGGUUCAGUUAAUCACCUUUACCUGACAUGCCAGCCUUUAUGUACACUGACUAAAAAAUUAGAACCUUACAAUGACUUCCUUUUAAAACAUUCAUAAAUUUAAUUCUUGAAACAAACUCUGCGUAUACUUAAAGAUUGAGGAGUAGUGUCAUAAUGAGGAAA
This is a messenger RNA of Cygnus atratus (black swan), 1914 nucleotides long. It is a transcript of the gene SAMD8, whose product is annotated as sterile alpha motif domain containing 8. The transcript has 6 exons. Gene Ontology annotation, molecular function: ceramide cholinephosphotransferase activity; protein binding; sphingomyelin synthase activity. The record is from RefSeq and is a predicted model, not a curated record. Gene Ontology annotation, cellular component: endoplasmic reticulum membrane; Golgi membrane. Bases 177 to 1427 code for a protein of 416 amino acids. NCBI's taxonomy places the organism in Eukaryota, Metazoa, Chordata, Aves, Anseriformes, Anatidae. Gene Ontology annotation, biological process: ceramide biosynthetic process.